Messenger RNA from Paracoccidioides brasiliensis Pb18, 270 nucleotides. RefSeq lists its product as uncharacterized. The coding region runs from base 1 to 270 and encodes 89 amino acids. The transcript is spliced from 2 exons. The record is from RefSeq and is a predicted model, not a curated record.
AUGUCCAAUGGGCAUGCAUGUGGUGUCUCCCCGGAUGGCCGUUUUGCGUGUGGAUGGAUCCAUCUGCAUCCUGAUAAAAGAGCAAAUGGUGAAGCUCUACAAACCACACCUGAAUCGAGAAUUCUCCUGCAGUACACCAAACCAUUCAAUAAAUACUCCAACAGCUCCGCCGUUUAUUUUAUCUCCGCGCCCCAAGUAGCCGAACCCCUUUCUCAUACCGGAUCUCGUCUCUUGUUGGCAGAUCUGUCCAGUGUCGCACAGGCCAUUUAA